Caenorhabditis elegans is the source of this 1203-nucleotide messenger RNA. It is a transcript of the gene W09C3.3, whose product is annotated as Methyltransferase FkbM domain-containing protein. The record is from RefSeq and is marked reviewed. Bases 189 to 1082 code for a protein of 297 amino acids. NCBI's taxonomy places the organism in Eukaryota, Metazoa, Nematoda, Chromadorea, Rhabditida, Rhabditidae. The transcript is spliced from 7 exons.
CAACAUCCAAAACCACGUAGUUAAUAUACAUUUGUUCAAUCCAAAAGAGCUCUCACUCUCUUUCUCUCCCUCCUACAUUAUAUUGCUUUCCAUAUUUGUUCGGAUUCUCUGUAUUUGUUUUCAUAUUUUCAUUCUCUGAUUUAAUAACCGACACCCAUUACAAAAAGCGUACUUUAUGAUUUUUUGAGAUGAAUAUGGUCUUUAAAUAUAUUUUUUUAAUUACAUGUUGUUUUGCUAUUAUUGUCCUAUUGCAUAAGACCGAUAAAAUCACUCGAAACGGCAAAACUCUAAUCCAGCUGAAUUCUUUUAAACCAAAGUUUUUCGAAGAAUGGAAUUCGUGCGUUGCUCAAAAAUUUCUGGACAUAACUACGAACGCAGAAGACUUUUGGAACAGUUUCAAGGGAAAAUCUCGAACUUGUGAUUUUGAUACAAAUGUCCAUCAAUCUCUACGAGCUAUUCCACUGAAAAAUUCCGAUGAGGUUAAAUAUGCAAUAUUGCCAGUUCGUAACACUCUGAAAGAUGUGUUUAUAACACUUGGGAUUGGACAGGAUAUAAGUGCUGAGGUGGCGUUUCAGAAGGAAAUGCACAACAUUGGACACAAUGUUACUUUCUAUGGAGCUGACCCAAUUGUGGAAGGAAAUUCAGUUUUAUAUUCAAAAAUUGGAAAAUAUUUCCCAUUUGCUGUUGGUGAGAAAGCUGGAUUUUCAAUGGCUAGUGUACUUUCGAAAGGAGAAUACAUUAGUAUGCCAGUAGUUCAUGUAGAUUUAUAUUACUUUUUGAAAGAAGUUCUUGGUGAAAAAGUUAUUGAUUAUUUAUGGAUGGAUUCUGAAUACUCUGAAUAUGGGACUUUCGAUAUUUUCUAUAAAAAUGGAAAAUUAGAACAAUUAGGAAUUACUUUUUGUCAAAUGAGUUUGGAAGUUCACAACCCAAGCAAAGAACAAAAAGAACAGUUCAUGACAUUUAUUAAACGAUUGGUUGAAGAAAAAUCGUUUGGAUUCUUCUUCAGUGACAAUGUUGGACACAUGAGAAUGUGGCUUUUCAAUUUUGAAAGCGAAUAUUGUGUUCGAAAAUUUUUUAAUUGAUUUAUUUUCUAUUUUUGCUGAGCGACACAUUACGGGAAUUUUUUUUUUUCAAAAAACAGCUUCACAAAUGAGGAAAAUAUUAAUGUUAUUAAUUAAUUUUAAUUGAAUAAAAAUUUGUUUC